AAAACUUUUGCCACGUGUCAAGUCACGACUACAUUACCGACCGAUAAAUUGUGUCGACCACUACGGUCACGCUAAGGUGGUAUGGGAGACGUUCAGACAGUAUAAAAGAGCAGGGAGCGAUGCAACAGUCCGGCUUCUGAGGGCAUCGUCGUUAGAUCAGUUGGGAUUAUUGGUAUUGUUUUUCGCCUGAUAGACAAUACGAAUUAUCCUGCAAUGGCCCUCAGCCAAACUAGUGUGUUGAGACUAUACAACACUGUGAUAGAAGAUGUAAUAGCAGGAGUUCGAGAAUCGUUUAUAGAUGAAGGUGUAGAUGAACAAGUAUUAUUAGAAUUGAAACAAAUUUGGGAAACGAAAUUAAUGUCAAGUAAAGCAGUGGAAUUAAAUCCAGAACCACAAGAACCACAAGUUCCUCAGCUAAACACACAUAAAUCUGUGCCUGGUAAUAAAGUGUCCCAACAAACGCAGCAGCAACAACAACCAACACCGCAGCAAUCACAACCGCAACAACAGCAACAACAACAUCAACAACCACAACAAUCACAGCAACAUCAACAACAACCAUCACAACAACAAACAUCACAUUCUUCAAGUACACCAUUACAACACCAAAAUGCACCGGUGCAACAAGUGGUAACGACUACUCCACCUGCGGUACUUGAUAGACAAGUGCCAAUUCAAAUUACUUUACCACCACAACCUGGUACACGUGAUUCUCAACAACGUAUAUUAACUAUACAAGUUCCUGCAUCUGCAAUUCAAGGCAACCAACUUCACACCAUUUUAACUGGUCCUAUAAUUAGUGCUGCAAUGGGUUUGCCAGCAGAUGUAGCUGGAACAUUAUUACAACAGCAUGUAAAUUCUACUUUUCUGGGUCAUCCUACAUUAUCACCAAUUCAGGUUAAUCAACCCUUACAGGUUGUAACGCAAAAUACAAAUAAUGUUGUUUCACAGCGAUCUGUUCAAGGUCAACAAAAUAACAUAGCCCAAUUAGAUGGAACUUUAGGAGCAUUGGGUGAUUCGUCAGAUGAAGAUGAAGAAGAAGAAGAAGAAGAUAAUGAUGACGACGAUGAGGAUCUUGAUGAUAAGGAAGAAGAAGAAAAUGAUGAAGCUACUGCCCGAGAAGAGGAACCAUUAAAUUCUGAAGACGAUGUAACAGAUGAUGACCCAUCUGAUCUAUUUGAUACAGACAAUGUAGUUGUUUGUCAAUAUGAUAAAAUUACAAGGAGUAGAAACAAAUGGAAAUUUUAUCUUAAGGAUGGCAUAAUGAACUUAAGUGGGAAAGAUUAUGUGUUCCAAAAAGCAAAUGGAGAUGCUGAAUGGUAGAUUUGAAGAUGAAGUGAAUAUUGUGUUGUCCGGUUUUAUUUUUAACAGACUUUAUACAAGGGCAGUUUAAUAAUGUGUUCAUGUGAUGUUGCGCUUGAUGGACAACAUUAAGCUGUAAACAUUCUAUAAUGAGGCAGUAAACCACGUAAUAAUACUAUUAUAUCGAAAAUUAAAGUGGUUAAACUCUCUGAGAAAGUAAAAAAUCUAGAUUCUAUAUCUUCUAUAUUUUAAUAUUUUAGUAAUUAUCAAAGUUAAUAUAAUGUGAAUUUAUUAAUAUUGUUUAUUUAAAAAAAGGUUUAAAAACAGUUAAAAGGUUAAAUAAUUUUUUAUUGUUUAUUAAAAAUUUAUUGUAAUAUUUUAUUAUUUUAUUAGUGGUACUAUUCCUCAUAAAGAAAGUUACAGCAGCUGUUCUUAUAUCGUUUUACAACACAAACAUUAUUGUUAAAUCAAUAAUGUAUUUAGUGAAAUAUUUUAGUUAACAUUACUAGUUGUGUCAAUGAUUAUCGCAUCAAGAAUUUUAAUUAUUAUUCUUGCUGCUUUAUAUCCUUAGGAUUUAUAAUUAUUGAACUUUUACAUAAUUACAAUAACUGUAAAUAAAGUAAAGGGAUGCUAAUUAUGAAACAUAUGUGAUGCUUUUGAAAAUAAAUGUGUCUUAUACUGUUAUUACAGUUAAUUAAAUUGCGAAAUAAAAUGAUCAUUUAAUUCUCAAAUUAAAUCCGAUUGAUCGACAAUAAUAUCACUAUCGAUAACGACCUGAAACAGUCGGUAAUGCAUUUCAAACGAAAGCGGAUAACAUGCACCCUCGAGAAUGUAUAUACCGAAUCACGACCCUGGAACAAAACGCAUCUUGUUACAACAUAAUUAAAGCUUACGGCAAGCAACGAGAAGAAAAUCAUAAAUACAGGACGUUUCCGUAAUUAUUAUAAACAGUUAAUGCUCUUAUUAGACCAGUUUCGAGCGCGUAACGAUUACGGUUAACCUCACUUUUUUUAAUGAUAUUCUUGACAGUGACAGAAAGGGUUAAAAAAGAAUAGCAAAGAGACAACGUAAAAAAAAAGUAAUAGUAAAUAAUAAUGAAAUAAAUAUAAAGAAAAUUAUUUUUAAUGAAAAAGAAAGAAAAUAAAAAAAAAAUGUAGUGUUUAAAAGCAAAAGAAAAUAUCAGGAGAAUGUUAUAUCAAGUGCGUAAUCGUGUGUGGCCAUGAAUGAGGAGAAGAAAUUAAAGCGCGCACGAGAUACAUCUCGGGGAUGUUAAGUGGUUUCCCUACGCCGAGAUAUCUACGCGGGAUGGAAAAGACAUGCCUCUUUGUGAAGCCGAACGUCCUCUUCAUGGAUAGUAGUUUGUGCUUCCGAAAACUGUGGGAGUAAGAGUAGUACAAAGUAAUAAAGAAAGAGAACGAGAAAGAGAGAGGAGGAACCAACCCACCCGGUCUUUCGGUCCUUUUCCUUCGAAGCAUUUAACUCGAUUCUCAUAGUAAAAGGCAGCAAUUGAAAUUGUGGGCUCGAGGAGUUAUCGUGCAUCGUUUAAGUUGUGUUGUCAAGAUCAAAACGUUACGUGACCAUUACCUAAAAAGGGUCAAACAGGUAGAGUCGACGAUUUUAAUCGCGAUUUUACAUUGAUCUGUCAUUUUAAAAAUGCAAGUCAAACGAAUCGGUUGGUGUUUGAUCUUGAGCAUUUUUUUUACAUACCACGUGGUUAGCGAGAAUACGGACUCCUCAGAAUCUAAUGAUGUUCUCAUUUUCACUGUUGCUACAAACGAGACUGAUGGUUUCAAGAGAUAUAUCCGGUCUACGGAGGUUUACGGAUUCCGUGACUACGUAAGGGUUCUUGGUUUAGGAAAAGAAUGGAGAGGGGGUAAUAUUAAAACCAGUCGAGGUGGUGGAUAUAAGAUAAAUCUUUUGAAAGAUGCGCUAAAAAAUUAUCAAAAUGAUAAGGACAGAAUUAUCAUCUUUACGGACAGG
Polistes canadensis is the source of this 3282-nucleotide messenger RNA. RefSeq names its product transcription initiation factor IIA subunit 1 (gene TfIIA-L). Bases 214 to 1323 code for a protein of 369 amino acids. The record is from RefSeq and is a predicted model, not a curated record. Gene Ontology annotation, biological process: transcription initiation at RNA polymerase II promoter; transcription by RNA polymerase II. The transcript is spliced from 9 exons. Gene Ontology annotation, cellular component: transcription factor TFIIA complex. Lineage: Eukaryota; Metazoa; Arthropoda; Insecta; Hymenoptera; Vespidae.